AUGCGUUUCUUACAGGACAUUGUGACACUUGUAAAGGAACCACAACAGUUGCCCAGGAUCCCUCUUUCAUGGUUCCUCCCGAGCCUGUUUGCUGCCUUCAAUGUAACACUGCUGGUGUUUUUGAGUGGCCUUUUCUUUGGAUUUCCUUGUAGGUGGCUGGUUCAGAACGGGGAGUGGGCCUUUCCUGUGAUCACAGGCCCACUCUUCAUCCUCACCUUCUUCACCCUGGUCUCGCUCAACUUCUCAGACCCUGGUACCUUACAUCGAGGCUCCAUCCGUGAGGACCCCAUGACGGUACAUGUGGUGCGCGUGAACCAAAGGGCUUUCCGCCUGGAAUGGUGCCCGACAUGCCUCUUCCAUCGCCCACCCCGCACCCAUCACUGCCCAUGGUGCAACAUUUGUGUGGAGGACUUCGACCACCAUUGCAAGUGGGUCAAUAACUGCAUCGGUCACCGCAACUUCCGUCUCUUCGCGCUGCUGGUCCUGUCCCUCUGUCUCUACUCAGGAGCCCUGCUGGUCACCUGCCUGACGUUCCUAAUUCGCACAAGGCAUCUUCCCUUCUCUCUGGACAAGGGGAUGGCCAUCCUGGUGGCUGUGCCGGCUGCGGGCUUCCUGAUGCCGCUCUUCCUGCUGCUGCUGAUCCAGGCCCUAUCUGUGAGCCGGGCGGAGCGCUCCUACGAGAGCAAGUGCAGGUACCAUCAAGAAUACAACCCCUUUGACCAGGGCUUUGCCAAGAACUGGUAUCUAAUAAUGUGUGCACCACUGGGUCCCAAUUACAUGUCUGAAGUUGUCUGUCUGCAAAGACCAGUUGGGACAGGAUGGAUCCAUGAGAAGACAAAGUACUCACCGUGUCCUCCUAAACACUGUAGCCCAGAUCCUCCGGGGUCCCAGCUCCUACCUCAGCACACACCAGGGAAGGGGCCCCCAGGGAGUGGCGAAGGAGCAGCUCUGCAGGAGAGGAGAAGGCUGCCUGCAUCUGUGGAAAAGUCCCCAGGAGGUCCACGCCAACUCAUGGCUGAACCUGCUAUUGGAGACCCCUAGAUGAAGCUCACCCCGGUGCACACAGAGCCAGG
Grammomys surdaster is the source of this 1073-nucleotide messenger RNA. RefSeq names its product zinc finger DHHC-type containing 19 (gene Zdhhc19). The record is from RefSeq and is a predicted model, not a curated record. Gene Ontology annotation, biological process: protein targeting to membrane; peptidyl-L-cysteine S-palmitoylation. Lineage: Eukaryota; Metazoa; Chordata; Mammalia; Rodentia; Muridae. Gene Ontology annotation, cellular component: endoplasmic reticulum; Golgi apparatus. Gene Ontology annotation, molecular function: protein-cysteine S-palmitoyltransferase activity. The transcript has 8 exons. Bases 1 to 1041 code for a protein of 346 amino acids.